Xiphophorus maculatus (southern platyfish) is the source of this 1348-nucleotide messenger RNA. It is a transcript of the gene sirt3, whose product is annotated as sirtuin 3. The record is from RefSeq and is a predicted model, not a curated record. Lineage: Eukaryota; Metazoa; Chordata; Actinopteri; Cyprinodontiformes; Poeciliidae. Bases 114 to 1139 code for a protein of 341 amino acids. The transcript has 7 exons. Gene Ontology annotation, molecular function: histone deacetylase activity, NAD-dependent; NAD+ binding.
AUAUCUUAGCAGGAAAACUGACAGCUUCCCUCACGUUGGCGUGAUUUUAAGGGUUGCUAGGAGGUGUCGGUCUUCAUAAACCAACAGAACCGGAUCCGAACCGAUCCUGCGGGAUGGCUGGCUUGUCUUUAGCUGUCAGACUGUGUUGUUUGGACCGCAGGUUGAGUUCAGUAGCAGCCAGGACGAUUCGUGCAAAAGGUUUCGGUCCCUGUAGGUUGAGUCCAGUUGAAAGUUCAGUAUCUUUGUUCAGACAGGAGUCGUUUCUCCAGAGGAUAAUAAUCAGGGGACUGUUUGGUGGUGGAGGUGAAUCCGUUCGGCCGCAGACUCUGCAGGAUGUCGCCAAAAACAUCCGAGAGCGGCGCUGCAAAAGGGUGGUGGUGAUGGCCGGAGCCGGGAUCAGCACUCCGAGCGGCAUCCCAGAUUUCAGGUCUCCGGGCAGCGGCCUGUAUGACAACCUGCAGCAGUACGACCUGCCAUACGCCGAGGCCAUCUUCGAGAUCGGAUUCUUCCAUCGAAACCCAAAUCCCUUCUUCGCCCUGGCCAAAGAGCUGUACCCGGGUAACUACCAGCCCAACCUGACCCACUACUUUGUCCGCCUGCUUCACCAGAAGGGCCAGCUGCUGCGGAUGUACACGCAGAACAUCGACGGGCUGGAGAGACUUGCAGGAGUUCCUCCGGAGAUGCUGGUGGAGGCCCACGGCACGUUUGCAACCGCCACCUGCACCUCCUGCCUGCGGAAAUAUGACGGCGAGGAGCUCAGACCAGAGGUGAUGAGCGGGGCCGUCCCUCGGUGUCCCACCUGUAAGGGCGUGGUGAAGCCUGACAUCGUGUUUUUUGGAGAGGAACUUCCUCUGAGUUUCUUCAAGUACCUGACAGAUUUCCCACUGGCCGACCUGCUGAUCGUCAUGGGAACAUCACUGGAGGUGGAGCCGUUUGCCAGCCUGGCCGGAGCCGUGCGCAGCUCCGUGCCCCGCCUCCUCAUCAACCGGGACCUGGUGGGGCCCUUCGCGUGGGGGCGGCGGCCUCAUGACGUCACUCAGCUGGGUGACGUGGUCAGCGGCGUGAAGGAACUCGUCGACGCUCUGGACUGGACUCGCGAGCUGGACGCUCUAAUGGCGGCCGGAAGUCAGGAAAUUUGAUGAUUUUUCUGGGUUUUUAAAUUUGUUAAGAUUUGUUGUUUCUUCUUCUGAGUUUUGCUCUGAUUUUCAGAGCAGAAGAAACUGAGCAGAACUCGGUUUGUUUGCUCUCAGUUUUAUGAGAAAUCAAAGUCUGUGACGUCCGACGGCGUAUGAGGGCCAUUGUAGAUAAUAUAAAAGGAGGAGUAAAUUUCUGCCAAAAAACUCAAAAA